AUGGCCGAGACAGCCCCGGCAGCUGUGUAUGGCGCGCCGCAGGUGAUGACAAUGCCCGCUGCAGGGGCCAGCAUCGCCGCAGCGCCCGCCCAGCCUGUCACCUACGUCUACGCGGCCGCUCCCCAGCCAGUCGAUGCACCCGCCGAGGCCACCUACGUGCAGGCUGCUCCCCAGCAGGUGGUCUACGCCGCGGCGCCGCAGCCCCAGGUGGUGUACCUACAGGACCCCAGGCAGCAGGCCGCCCACCCCGCGCAGCCAGAGCAGCAGGUGACCUACGUCGUCCAGGACCCAGGGCUGCAGCAGUACGUGUUGCAGCAGCCGUCGGUCAGCUACACUUUGCCCAUGCAGCCGCACUUCACGUUCUUGCCGCAGCAGCCUGUGACAGCAACAUUGGAGACGAACGUUGCGGCGGCCGCGCAGACGACCGCCGCCGAGGGCACUGCGGCCGUGCUGGCAGCGACCUCGACCGCUGCCAAGAAGGCGGGGAAGAAAACCACGACCAAGGUCUCCAAGAAGAAAAAGGGUGGCUGCUGUUGA
Molecule: messenger RNA, 537 nt
Organism: Prorocentrum cordatum
Lineage: Eukaryota; Dinophyceae; Prorocentrales; Prorocentraceae
Source: the annotation of a GenBank genome assembly